AUGCUUAUUAAUCAAAUCAUCAUCACAGCACCCGAAUUUUGGACAAAGAAUCCAAGCUAUACGGAGAAAGUUGAUGUCUAUGCAUGUGGUCUCAUCUUUUGGGAAAUCCUGACAUGGAAUGAGUACGGCUAUCCAUAUCAAGAUCUUUCCGAACAUGCAUUGUACAUCAAAGUGAGAGAUGAAGAUUGGCGACCUCCUCUCGAUCGUCUCAUCAAUUAUUAUCCAAAGAAUUUACUUGUGUUGAUUAUUGACAUGUGGCAAAGCGAUUCAACUUUGCGACCUUCAAUGACUCAAGUGGUAGAACGAUUGUCGACCUAUUUCAAUUGA
Lichtheimia ornata is the source of this 327-nucleotide messenger RNA. RefSeq lists its product as uncharacterized. The coding region runs from base 1 to 327 and encodes 108 amino acids. The transcript has 4 exons. The record is from RefSeq and is a predicted model, not a curated record. Gene Ontology annotation, molecular function: ATP binding; MAP kinase kinase kinase activity; magnesium ion binding. Gene Ontology annotation, biological process: protein phosphorylation; positive regulation of canonical NF-kappaB signal transduction; JNK cascade. Lineage: Eukaryota; Fungi; Mucoromycota; Mucoromycetes; Mucorales; Lichtheimiaceae.